Salvia miltiorrhiza (redroot sage) is the source of this 1962-nucleotide messenger RNA. RefSeq names its product arginine biosynthesis bifunctional protein ArgJ, chloroplastic. Gene Ontology annotation, biological process: L-arginine biosynthetic process; L-ornithine biosynthetic process. Lineage: Eukaryota; Viridiplantae; Streptophyta; Magnoliopsida; Lamiales; Lamiaceae. The record is from RefSeq and is a predicted model, not a curated record. The transcript is spliced from 17 exons. The coding region runs from base 204 to 1616 and encodes 470 amino acids. Gene Ontology annotation, molecular function: L-glutamate N-acetyltransferase activity, acting on acetyl-L-ornithine as donor; L-glutamate N-acetyltransferase activity, acting on acetyl-CoA as donor.
CAAACAUUGUAAAUGCAGAAAAGAAAAGAAAAGUAAGAAACCAAUAAGUUGACGUUUGUGAUUUGUGAAUUUUGAGAAUCUGAGGAAUAUACAGUAGUGUUCGACGCCCACUUCCACUCAAACUCAAAAUCCAAAGUCUUGCUAAACCCUAAAUUAAAUUACUACUAAAUUGGUUUUCCUCCCUCCCGCUCCAGGCGUCAACAAUGUCUCUCUACGUUUCUCACCAUUUCACCCUCAAAUUCUCCGGACUCAAUCAAUCCAAGAUAUCUUACUCAGCAAGUCGUUUGAGAAUGAAUAGCUGCAGAAUUUUUGCGGCAGUGUCUGUUGGAGAGGAUGUGUCGAAUUACAUACCAGCAGCUCCUAUAUUGCUGCCUGAAGGGCCAUGGCAUCAGAUUCCAGGUGGAGUUACAGCUGCAAAGGGUUUCAAAGCUGCUGGGAUGUAUGGUGGACUGCGUGCAGUUGGAGAGAAGCCUGACCUUGCACUGGUUACUUGUGAUGUAGAUGCCGUAUCCGCAGGCACAUUUACAACUAAUGUAGUUGCUGCUGCACCAGUACUAUACUGUAAAGAGGCUCUAGAAAAGUCUGCAACGGGCCGUGCAGUACUGAUAAAUGCUGGUCAAGCAAAUGCAGCAACGGGUGAUGCCGGUUAUCAGGAUGUCAUAGAAUGUUCUCAUGCCCUGGCUGAGUUACUGCAGCUCAAGCCAGACCAAGUUUUGAUUGAAUCCACUGGGGUGAUUGGUAAACGUAUCAAGAAGGAAGCACUUCUCAAGUCACUUCCAGAUUUAGUAAAUCUUCUGUCGUCAACUAUUCAAGGGGCAGAUUCUGCUGCUGUAGCAAUAACUACCACAGAUCUUGUGAGCAAAAGUAUUGCAAUAGAAUCUGAGGUUGGAGGAAAGCAAGUAAGGAUUGGUGGUAUGGCAAAAGGUUCUGGGAUGAUUCAUCCUAACAUGGCCACGAUGCUUGGGGUUAUAACAACUGAUGCCUCAGUUACAAGUGAUGUGUGGCGAAAAAUGGUACGAGUUGCUGUCAGCCGUAGUUUCAAUCAAAUUACUGUAGAUGGAGAUACCAGUACUAAUGAUUGUGUCAUUGCUUUGGCUAGUGGCCUUUCAGGAGCAAAUAAAAUAUCAUCUUUUGAUAAUUCUGACGCACAACAUCUGCAAGCAUGUCUUGAUGCUGUAAUGCAAGGUCUUGCAAAGUCAAUAGCUUGGGAUGGCGAAGGAGCAACCUGUUUGAUUGAGGUCCAAGUAUCAGGAGCAGGUACAGAAGCUGAUGCAGCAAAAGUUGCACGAUCUGUGGCAUCUUCUUCGUUAGCCAAGGCUGCAGUAUAUGGCAGGGAUCCUAAUUGGGGGCGCAUAGCUUGUGCUGCUGGUUAUGCUGGAAUUCCUUUUAAUCAAAACAACCUUCGAAUAUCACUUGGUGAUACUAUAUUGAUGGACAAAGGCCAGCCACUGUCAUUCGAUAGGACUGCUGCUAGUAAUUACCUCAGAGAGACAGGAGAGAGACAUGGGACAGUCAUAAUUCAGAUAUCUAUUGGUGAUGGUCCGGGCAUGGGACAAGCAUGGGGCUGCGACCUCAGCUACGAUUAUGUGAAGAUAAAUGCAGAGUACACAACUUGAGCAGAUGGGCUUCACUCUUACAUUAUUAUGGACCUCAGCUACGAUUACGUGAAGAUAAAUGCAGUUCACAACUUGAGCAGAUAGGCUUCACUCUUACAUUAUUAUGAAACCAGCUUUCGGUCUUCAGCCCAGCAGUUGGUCGAUGGAUAAAAUUGUAAUCUGGCAUUAGUAAUCGAUUCAUCUUAGAUAAAGGAAUUUUUACUAAAUCUUGUAUUCUUGUCUGGAUCUUAAUCAGCAGCCUCUAAGCAAGCAAAUGUAGAAGCGAGCAUUUAAAUUGUAAUUGAGGCUGCCAAGAAAAAUGCAAUGACCCGAUUCAAUGCAGCCUACCAAUCUUUAAAACCCAAAA